Conger conger (European conger) is the source of this 5369-nucleotide messenger RNA. RefSeq names its product nemo-like kinase, type 1 (gene nlk1). The transcript is spliced from 11 exons. Gene Ontology annotation, cellular component: cytoplasm; nucleus. NCBI's taxonomy places the organism in Eukaryota, Metazoa, Chordata, Actinopteri, Anguilliformes, Congridae. The coding region runs from base 1178 to 2605 and encodes 475 amino acids. Gene Ontology annotation, biological process: protein phosphorylation; intracellular signal transduction. Gene Ontology annotation, molecular function: MAP kinase activity; ATP binding. The record is from RefSeq and is a predicted model, not a curated record.
CAGCUGAUUUGUGAGUGCGAGAAAGACUAACCGGAUAAAACAUAGCGGAAUUAAAAAUUGCGUCAAGCAACGGAAUACUUCACCUAGGUGCAUUGUAUCUGGCGUAUUUUCCGUUUAGGUAACCAGCUGUGUCCGACUGCAUAAUCUUUGUUCUAAAUUUUAUCGGAUGUGGCCAUCUGCAUCGGUUGCUACAGUUUCAGUUUGUCGCGGUGUAAACACGUCUGAGGCAGCGUAAUUUUGGAUUUUUUUACAUUUUUGAGGCACUGUUCGCUUGCUACUUUGUCUAAACUGGGAAUUAUUGUAAAAAUAUAGGUCAGAAGAAAUGGUAACAAUUGUAGCCUAGUUAGCUGAGCUCGCUGGGUUUGAACAUGGCAACAAUAUCAACCUACCAGUUAGCAAGCUAAACAUUCAGUCGUAUUUUACGCAGUUUUGGCUAGCUAGCAACGUUUAAUUUACCUGAAGUUAGCUAUGCCUUAGGUGGCUUUUCACAUUUUGGAUAACAACUAGUUUGUUGUAGUUUGCAGCUUUAGUUGCCAUAUUGUUUUUAAAGCGGUUAACUUUGCUAGCAGUAGUAUAGCUAGCGGCAAAUAACCCACUGGACGCCGGGAAAAUAAAACAAUGCGAUGGACCGUUUAAGCACGGAGGCUACGCUUGGCAUUACUUUGUUCCCGAUUACCGAUGUUCACUGGAUCGGUAGUGUUUAAUUCAGUUGACUAACUGACGCCUUUAGCGUUAUGCUUUUUAUUUAUUUAAGUUAGUUAAACUGCUUUAUUUUAAACACUUCGAUGAGUUGCGCUAUUUGCUUCUUCGUAUAUAACUAGCCGACCAACAUGCUAGCUACUAGCUAAACGUUAGAUUGAACAAGCUGGGGGCUCCAAGAAGACGGUGGCUAGUUGGAACUAUUUUAGAUUUUCUGGUCAUUUAUUUUUGUACUGAUGACUUGUUUUAUAUGCACGUUACUUUCGCUACCUCAACAAGUAAGAUAGAUGUGCUAACGUUAACAUAUCGUUAGCGGUGUAAUAUUGGGACGGUCUAUUGUUUACAUUUUUGCGAUGAGCAUGAACUGCUAGCUAAAUGUUUAGCUCGCAAAUGUACAGAAACGUUACGUUAAUCUAGCUAGCUGGCUAUAUAGCUAGCUGGCUAUACCGCUCAUCCGUUUAGCAAAAAUCCCGGUGAAAUGGCAUUCCACAGUGCGAGUAGGCAGUCUGUGUGCGGUAACGUUUUUCCAGGAUCUGAGAUAGGCCAUAAGUAUUUCGGUGUAAACACUUCUGCUGGCGCCACCUCCACCGGCCUCGGUGCCACACCGAACUCGAGUGGGCCUACAGCACCGGCAGGAACCCCCCGCCACCCGUCUGCGCUUGGUGGAAGCACCGGCGGGGGAGCUGCGGUUCCACAGCCCCAUAGCAACCCCGCCAGCGAGGUACCGAGUCCCGCGGAAAUGGAACCUGAUCGGCCAAUUGGCUAUGGAGCUUUUGGUGUGGUUUGGUCUGUGACAGAUCCCAGAGAUGGAAGGAAGGUGGCUUUGAAGAAGAUGCCCAAUGUCUUCCAGAACCUGGUCUCCUGCAAGAGGGUCUUCAGGGAACUUCGAAUGCUGUGCUUCUUCAAACAUGACAAUGUGCUGUCUGCCCUGGACAUCCUGCAGCCACCGCAGAUCGACUGCUUCGAAGAGAUAUAUGUGAUCACGGAGCUGAUGCAGAGCGACCUCCACAAAGUAAUCGUGUCUCCUCAGCCCCUCACUACCGACCACAUCAAGGUCUUUCUGUACCAGAUCCUCAGAGGGCUGAAGUACCUGCACUCUGCUGGCAUUCUGCACAGAGACAUUAAGCCAGGGAACCUCCUCGUCAACAGCAACUGCCUGCUGAAGAUCUGCGAUUUUGGGCUGGCCCGGGUGGAGGAGCCAGACCCCUCUCGCCAUAUGACCCAGGAGGUGGUGACCCAGUACUACCGCGCCCCCGAGGUUCUGAUGGGCAGCCGCCACUACGGCUCGGCCAUCGACGUGUGGUCUGUGGGCUGCAUCUUCGCUGAGCUGCUGGGCCGCAGGAUUCUGUUCCAGGCGCAGAGCCCCAUCCAGCAGCUGGACCUCAUCACAGACCUGCUGGGGACCCCAUCUCUCUCUGCCAUGGCCUCGGCCUGCGAGGGCGCCCGCGCACACAUCCUGAGGGGCCCCCACAAACCGCCCUCGCUGUCUGUUCUGUACAUGCUGUCUGACGGGGCCACUCACGAAGCUGUGCACCUGCUGUGCCGGAUGCUGGUCUUUGAUCCCGUGAAGAGGAUCUCUGGGAGCGAUGCUCUCUCGCACCCGUACCUGGAGGAGGGCCGGCUGCGCUACCACACCUGCAUGUGCCAGUGCUGCUACUCCGUGUCCAGCGGGCGGGUGUACACCCGCGACUUUGAGCCUCCGGCCGAGUGCCCCUUCAGCCACAGCUACGAGCAGAGCCUGCUGUCAGUGUGGCAGGGCAAAGAACUCAUUCACCGCUUCAUCACGGAGCACCAGCAGGGCAAACGCGUGCCACUGUGCAUCAACCCGCAGAGCGCCGCCUUCAAGACCUUCAUCAGGUCCACUGCUUGGCAUUCCUCCAAAGUGUCUCGGAAAGAGGAGAGAUGAAGUAGGGGAAGGCUGCUGGGGAAAACAGACAACCAGGUUCAAAACGGGAGGAUACUGAACCGCGAAGUGGAGUAAUUUCAAAACUGGGAUCACCUGUAAAAUGUCUGACAGGAAAUUAUGUGGUGGAAAUGACAUGCUAACCUCACGAUCAAGGGGGGGGAGGUACAAGGGCACAAAAAAAAAAAAUUUGAACAUGCUGCUGAAACUUAAGCUCCAAAUGUUAGGGAAGUGAAUAACAGAACUUAAAAAAAGAAAGAAAGAAUAACUACUGAUAAAUAUGGUCUAUGAGAAGGGGGAAUCUAGUGAAGGUUUCACCCUUUUAUGUUAAUAUUUUACUGAAGCCAGCUGCAAUAGGACUCACUGACCCGUACUACGUGUGGCAGCGCAGUGUCCUGCUCCGGACGGCUCUACACAAGUAUGGUCCGCAGCUCUAAGUCCCACUGUGUGCUAUUCCAAAAUUGUAUUAAGCAGUAUACUCAGUUACAUAACAAUACAUUGCACUAUAAUAUAGAGCAGUAUAUUGCACCAUAUAUAAGUAUAUUGCACUGCGCUGUAGUGUCUCAUGGUGGCAGUUUAGUACCGGAAACCUUACUGCUGUUAACGGCCCAGGUUUAGGGCACGAAACCAAUGCUGCACACUCAUCAGGUCUGCAUCCGGGCACCGCUGCUACCUGCACACCUGCACCGCUGCGACCUGCACACCUGCCCUGUCCGAUUGGGGGAUCCAGCUGUAGGUUAGUAGGGUUUCAAUGGAAGAUGGAACCCGCGUUCAGAAGCCGUGUUUCCCCGACCCGUAUGUGCGCCAUUUCGGCGAGGACCCCUACGCUUUUUAGAGUUCAGCUUGUGUUGACUCUGGCUACAAAACCAGGAGGUCGCAAGCCAGACUGAUGCUUUUACUCACUAGCUCACGCGUUUUAUUGCGUUUCUGUAAAUUCGCCAAGACGAAUCGGUUUCAUCGUAAUUUCGACGCUUUUCUGAAAGCGGCUCUGUGGCUAUUACUGAAGAUAUUAUUUUACACGUGAUAAACAGCUUUUCCGAAAACGGGACAAAAUGAGUGUUUUGGCUGGGAUCGGACAUUUUGCUGUCUUCCCAGGUUGGUUUACGGUAGACCACUCGAGAAAAUGCAGCAUGGUGAAAUCGGCAUGGUGGAAACACGGCUAUGGGCAAGGAGCAGAGGUGUAGGGCACGUUACUCUGGUCCCCUCACCACAAUAACCCGAAUUGUAAAAUGACACUUCUUUAUGGCAGUUGGUUGUAUUUGAUCGGGGUUCUUUCAUCGUCUGGUGUUCGUGAAUGAUUUCAGUUCACGGACUUGAUUCUAAGUUUGAUUCUGACCGUACUUAUAAUAUUUCUGAAACAUAGUUUCACUUCGGUGAGAAGUCCUCGAACACAAGACCUGAUGUGUUGUGUUGCAUUCGAUGUUUUACCGACCUAAAGUGUAUUGAACUGGGCUUGAACAGCUGUCCACAGUCGCAUGCACUUGCUUGCACGUGCUGUGUACGGGUGUGUGGGGAAGGGCAACGUACAGUGUACAACCGCUGUGAAUUAUAUUUCAAUACCUCAAAACGCAAGGGAUCAAAAAAAUAAAAUAACAGACUGGCCUGUGUAUAAAACCGUACAAUUAUGUACUGUACUGUGACGAUACCAUUCUAGUCUACUGAACUACACUGUACUGUAACCUUAUUAGAUUUUACUGGUAUUCACUCGUCUUUCUGCUCCCUGCACCCCUCGCGUUCGCAGAGGGGGAGAGAGAGGAGCGCGGGAGUCGGAUGAGGGGGACGCUGUGGAGAUUGCUGCUCUUGUGCUUUAUCAUAGGGACUUGAGAGGUGAGGUCACCCAUCUCAGAAUUAGAACCAGGCUUGGCGUGCGGGUACCUGAAUUAUGUUUGUUUGUUUAUUUGUAAAGAACACAAAGUUCAAUGUAGGACUUGAAGUGAUCAGCUCUGGAUCUGCAGAAGCCUGUAUUUAGACGGCGAGAAAAUGGCUGCAAGACCGGUCGCCUUGGGCAGGAAAGAUGCACCGUGAUCAAGAAUGUUUUGCAAAUGUUUCUGCAUGUUUAUUUAUGGAGCAAAAAAUAAAUCUAUUCGACUGCAGUGCAAUGGAAGUUCUGACCUAUGAACCCUUGGGUGAAUAGUGAUCCAGUUUGAAUUAUUUUAGUUUAAUUUUAUUUUUUGUAUUUUUAUUUUAUUUUAUUUUAUUUUUCUGUUUUUUAGAUUUUGUGUCUGUGGAUUGUGACCUUUUUUUGUACCAUUUUGAUAUUCUGUGUUUGGAAGUCAGAGUCUGAGUUGAAGAGAUGGAUGUGUGUCGUUUUGUAGGAUUGUUAUUUUUCUCUUAUUGUGCGUGCGUGUGAGAAUGAAAGGGUACAAUGAGGGGAUAGGAGAGAUGUACAAACUGAAGUCCUGGAGUGGGUGGAACUGUAGAAAAUCUUAGAUGUGAUGGGCAUUUUUUUCUUAUUAAAAAUGUAAUAUUUGUGUUAUAAUGAACAUGAUUCUGAUAAUGAAUAAUAAUGUCUUUGAUAUUUUGUGUUGCCAUUCAAAAAUAAGUUUUGGCUUUUGUUUUUCCGACAAAUACUUGAAUUUCUUAAAAAGAUGAGUGAAGUGGUGAAUAAAUGAUUAGACACUGGACUGGACAAGGUCUUAUUGUGCUCUUUCAUCAGCUGUGUUAGUUGAGCUCCGUUUCCAUCUCUGUUUUUGCUUUAAAGGUCAUAUGAUGCAGACAGUCACCGCCCUGGAAUAUUCUGAAUUGCAUUAAAUGUUUUGCUCUGUGA